AUGUGUCUCCAUGUUCCUCAUAGGCCAUCCAUGUUGAUAUACCGUUGUCACGCGCCAGACGCCACACGUCCUUAGUCCUUCACAAAACUCUCCCCUUGUACAUGUCUGCAGAAGCGUUCAGCUUGUUUACAAUGGCCCGCAACAAGCUCCAGGCGGCCAUUGGUGGAAAGGACACCUGCAAUCUCCACCGCUGGGUACUCUUGAAAAAUUCUGUCUUCCGCUUCCAACCAUGUCCACCGCCACCUGCAGUGCCUAGCUCGACCAGUCCAAACGCUCUACCCGCUGAACAUGACGAGGGUAAGGACGCGGACGAGAGUGAGGCAGAGGAAAACUAUUCGUUCAUGUUCCCAGAUGCUAGUAACUUGGUUAUUCGUGGCGCAACUGACAUGCAUUCCUCUGAAGCUGAAUGGCUCGACUCUCUCCUAGAGUCCUUAGGCGACGAGGGAGACGAUGAGUUUGGGUCAGACAGCGACACUCCCGGUGUCCCCGUCGAAGACGACGACGAUUCACCGCUCAGUCCCCUUACCUCCCCUAUGUCAUCCUCUGACGACUUGCUGAACCAAAAUGCUUACUAUUCUCCUGCUAUCGAGAACCCUUACCCUGUGCCAUAUCCACCGUUUCAUCCCCCACUCGUUCGUCCUUGUCAACUUGGUCCCAUCAUUGAGUCUCCUGCUAUUUCACCACCUUCUGCCUAUGAUGCCCUCCCUUACUAUGAUAUCGACGAGUUAGAUGAUUUCCCGGAGGCUAUAGAGGACGUUUCUGAUGACGAGUCUGACGCGCCGUCCACGCCGUCGUUGUACCGCUCUUCGGAAUUGUGCUUUGCACAUCCAACUGACGUGCAGCUUCAAGGGGAACGUCGGCGGGCGAGCUCCCUUCCCCACGUGUAUAUUCGCACCACGGACUACUACUUCGACCGCUUUGAGCUUGACCCACUCCCAUUUCCCGACGAAGACAACUUCUCAUCGUAUAAUCCUGUCUAUCAAGAGUGCUAGUUCUCUAUGUCAAUACUUUAAUCUACCUUGUGCUGCCUGGCUCCAUGCGGUUCGUUCUCGUGUGUAUAUUACAUCCCCUCUGUUUUCCUUUGUGAAGUUUUCCAGGUAAAUUAGCGGUUACAUGUUCUUUCGACCAUGUUGUGUUAUCAGCCGAUCUGAAAUAUAAACCAGGACUGGCAGCCUCGAUUAACCUUAGUGAUAUUAGCUAAGUGGGUCUCAAUCCUACAUCGGUCGGCUUCGUAAGUUGCCUUAUGAACUGGUGUGGUGGAUCAAGUAAUAACGCAAUUAUUGAUAGUAAGUUCAA
Molecule: messenger RNA, 1296 nt
Organism: Pisolithus orientalis
Lineage: Eukaryota; Fungi; Basidiomycota; Agaricomycetes; Boletales; Pisolithaceae
Exons: 1
Coding region: 102-992 (296 amino acids)
Source: RefSeq, a predicted model, not a curated record